Molecule: messenger RNA, 603 nt
Organism: Stomoxys calcitrans (stable fly)
Lineage: Eukaryota; Metazoa; Arthropoda; Insecta; Diptera; Muscidae
Product: seminal metalloprotease 1-like
Exons: 2
Coding region: 1-603 (200 amino acids)
Biological process (GO): proteolysis
Molecular function (GO): metalloendopeptidase activity; zinc ion binding
Source: RefSeq, a predicted model, not a curated record
AUGGAUGAAACCAUUCGCGAUGACGAUGAAGUUGAUGAAAUUUUAGUGGAUGAUAUGAUUCUGGAUGAACCUGAUGAAGCUGUUUCCUGUGUACGCUUUCAACAGGUGCAAAAGAAAAUUAAAGCCUACAUAAGAAUCGUAUCGCAGAGGGAGGGUUGCUCCGCCCGUGUUGGCUAUAGUGGACGAGUUCAAAUAAUAAAUUUGUACAAAAAUACUACGGCCUGUUUUUCCCCAGUCGUUCUUAUGCAUGAGUUGUUACAUGCCCUGGGAUUCUAUCAUCAGCACUUGACACUGGAUCGUGAUAAUUAUAUCAAAAUAAAUUGGGAGAACAUUAAGCCGCGCAAGAAAGUAUUUUUCCAGAAAUUAAGUAAUGCCCAAUCCACAGAUUUUGGCAUUGGCUAUGAUCUUGAGAGUCUUAUGCACUAUUCUCGCAAAGGAUUUUCGGUUAAUGGCUUGGAUACCAUUGAACCAUUAGAUCAGGAUGCAGUAAUUGGUCAACGUCAUGGAAUGAGUCUUAAAGAUAUACAAAAAUUAAAUGCCAUGUACCGAUGUGGAACGUUUGAAGAAACAAUAGAGCAGGAGAAUAUAGAGGAAGUGGAUUAG